This is a messenger RNA of Exophiala viscosa, 1787 nucleotides long. RefSeq names its product pyruvate dehydrogenase kinase. Lineage: Eukaryota; Fungi; Ascomycota; Eurotiomycetes; Chaetothyriales; Herpotrichiellaceae. Gene Ontology annotation, molecular function: pyruvate dehydrogenase (acetyl-transferring) kinase activity. The record is from RefSeq and is a predicted model, not a curated record. Gene Ontology annotation, cellular component: mitochondrion. Gene Ontology annotation, biological process: regulation of glucose metabolic process; protein phosphorylation. The transcript is spliced from 2 exons. The coding region runs from base 263 to 1570 and encodes 435 amino acids.
UUGAGACCUGGUCAGAUGUAGCCGCUUAUCCUCGGCAGGUGAAAUCCGUACUGCAAUCCAUAAACCUACCGUAUUUACUAUUGCUGCUCUCCAAUUGUACAUUUGUCGACUCCCCCACUGUGACAUGCCCACGAAAUAUGACUCCUACCCACUAAGCUACCACUCCAAAGUGUUGGGUACACCGACUUUACUGACGCUUAUACCGUCGACCAAAGAUGAUCAAACGUCAUUGUAACGAGAAUACGCAAUCAAGUGGCAUGAAAUGCUGCAGAUUUCCCGCUUAUCAAAUGCCCGAGCCUCGUGGGUGACGGGACUGACAUCUCUACCUCAAUGUAGAUGGACAUCUUCUCGGAGUCCUCCACCAUGGCGGCCAGCGUCGACACUGGACGACUGGGUCGAUCGCCCAAUUCGUCCCAUCAGUCUGCGCCAGCUAUUCUUCUUCGGUCGCACUUUGACUGAGAGCCGCCUUCUCAGCUCUGCCAACUAUGUGCGAAUGGAAUUGCCAACUCGAAUUGCGCAUCGGCUCCGCGAGAUGCAACGUCUACCCUACGUCGUCGUGACCAACCCACACCUUUCCACAGUAUACGAAUUGUACUACAAGUCUUUCGAGACCUUUCGACGGACGCCGGUGAUCAGAACAGUGAAGGAGAACGAGGAUUUCUGCGAAGUCAUUACCGACAGUCUGAAAGAGCAUCUCGCUGUAAUACCGAAUCUGGUCAUGGGCGUACUUGAGUGUCAAGACCUCGUUCCGGCUGACACCAUGGACAAAUUUGUGCAGGCCAUGUUGCGAGCUAGAAUCUCGCGGCGAGUGAUUGCUGAACAACACCUCGCACUUACAGACACAUUCAAUUCGCCGUGGCACGUGGAACAACCAAGCGCCGAAGAUGAAUUUGUGGGUGAAGUCCUUCUUCGAUGCAAUGCAAAGGAUAUUGUCGAGCGAGUUGGGAAGUUCACCCAGGACCUCUGCAAGUCACUCGCUGGUCCUGAUGCGAUAGUGCCGGAGGUCAAGAUACAAGGACAUGUCAGCGCAACUUUCCCAUAUGUUCUAAGCCAUCUGGAAUAUAUCACUGGCGAACUACUGCGAAAUUCGAUCCAGGCAGUCAUGGCCAAGUACCCAGACCCGCGACAACCCCCACCACCAAUCGAGGUAUUGAUAUGUGAAGCACCUCAGCAGGUUGUCAUCCGCAUCUCGGACCAAGGAGGAGGCGUCCCGCGCGAGAUUGCGCCAUUUCUAUGGUCUUUUAACAAAGGGCCCAGAAGCGCUGAAAGGCUUCAGAAAUUCAAAGACGUGCCAACUCUGGCCGCGACCAUGCAGGAAGUUCGACAACCCGCCGGAAACAAGCCGACUGGGAAGUUUAAAGACUCUUCUUUAAGCAGCCUCGCAUCCCGACCGCCUGAUCUGAGACUGGGUAUGGGGCUACCCAUGAGCAGAGUCUACGCAGAGUACUGGGCGGGUGGUCUUGAGCUCCACAGUCUUGAAGGAUACGGAGUCGACGCCUUUCUACAGAUAUCGAAGAUAGGCAACCAGAACGAGCAACUCACUUCUCGUGCAAGUAUAGAUGCAGUGUGAAGGAUGAGUGAAAUGAAGGAAGACUUAUAAUGUAUCGCAGGCGGAUCGAAUCUGGUUUCUUGAAUGCUUGCUUGAUGGGAUUGAAGAUUCUAUCUCAAAUUAACGCCAUCAGCAAAUGUGCUUCAAGGCCAAGAGGUAGAUGAAUCGAUAGUACAGAGACUUCGGUCAGAUUAUGCCUUUAACCUCAUGCUCGACCAGCACUUUAUGCAGAACAUGC